This is a messenger RNA of Pelobates fuscus (common spadefoot toad), 946 nucleotides long. RefSeq names its product nucleophosmin/nucleoplasmin 2 (gene NPM2). Gene Ontology annotation, cellular component: nucleolus; nucleoplasm; cytoplasm. Bases 50 to 652 code for a protein of 200 amino acids. Gene Ontology annotation, molecular function: RNA binding; histone binding; chromatin binding. Lineage: Eukaryota; Metazoa; Chordata; Amphibia; Anura; Pelobatidae. Gene Ontology annotation, biological process: chromatin remodeling; positive regulation of DNA replication. The record is from RefSeq and is a predicted model, not a curated record. The transcript is spliced from 10 exons.
GGAACGUGGUUUCCAGAUUUUUCAUUGUGGUUUAGUGUAAUCUCUUACCAUGGACUCUACAAUGAGCAGCACCAGCAAGCUUGAGAAACCUGUGUCUCUUAUAUGGGGGUGUGAGCUGAAUGAUGAGAACAAGACAUUUGUGUUUAAAGUGUCAGAUGAAGACAAGUGUGAACAUCAGCUAGCCCUGCGCACGAUUUGUCUGGGAGAAAAGGCAAAAGAUGAAUUUCACUUGGUAGAAAUUGUGCCUCAAGAAGAAGAGGGAAGUGACGAAAAGCCAGUAACCAUUGCCACCCUAAAACCAUCUAUCCUACCCAUGGCUACCAUGUUUGGUCUUGAGCUUACUCCUCCAGUCACAUUUCACUUAAAGUCUGGCUCUGGCCCAGUAUUCAUCAGUGGUCAGCAUGUUGCAUUGGAAGAAGACUCCUCAUGGUCGGCUCCAGAAGAGGAGGAAAUGGACGAAGAGGAAGCUGAAGAAGAGGAAGAUGAAGACCCAGAAUCACCUCCCAAACCUGUAAAACGACCUGCAGCAACAAAGAAAGGAGCCCAGGCAAAGAAGAAGAAACUUGAUAAAGAAGAAAGCUCUGAAGAGGACAGUCCUGCUAAAAAGGGUAAAGGUGCAGGAAGAGGGCGGAAGCCAGCUGCUAAGAAGUGAAAGGUUCUUUAGAUUUGGUCUUUCCCAUAAUCCUGUCUUCACCUUCAUUCUGAAUUUCCACAUGUUCUGAUGAGACAUUGUCUACACCCAAAAUUGGUCACGGACUCUGCUAUACCUGACCUUUUUUCUGGACUCAUGUGAUGGAUGACCUGGCUCUCAAUGCAACUUCCCUUGAGAAUGCUAUGACAAUUGCCAUGAAGUAGCUGUGAUCUCUCUGCAUAUCUAUUGAGCCCAUUUUGGUUUCAACAUUAUGUAUUCUGCCAAAUAAACUACCCUUUUUCUAUAGGGACACUU